AUUGCAGAUAUUUUUAGAAGCGAUUUGAUUGGAUAGUUUGAAUUUAAAAUUGACCAAUCCGUGACAACCUACAUUCCGUAAUGGAAACCAACAACAAAUCGAAAAAAGCAACGUCACACAACAAUGACGAUUCACUGACGCCAUCGGACACUUCUGACGUCGAUAAUUUGUCUUUAUUACGUCACACUAGCCUAGGAAUCCCCCUUUUGAAACCGGAUCAGAGACAAAUCUCUUUGCCGGCUGGAGCUAUCGGUGGUGACGUAGCAGUGUUUCCGAAGGCCAGUGUUGACCAAAUUAAAUCCGAAAACAACAAGUUGCGCCGAAAAGUAAACUAUAUGGAAAAUCUCGGCGUAAUCGUGACGGACGUUAAACAAGAAAAUCAGAAAUUAUUUGAGGAUAAUUUAAAGCUGCAAAGUCAGAUAAAAGAAAUGCAAAAAUUACUGCAGCAAACUUCGGGAAACUUCGGAUCCGAAGAUCUCCGAACAAAACCCGAAGAAAACCGAACCCCCACAGCAACAGAUGACGUCACCAAUUCUACCCAACCAACAACCAACGAGGGGACAGACGAUAACCAAUCAACAUCGUCGUGUUGGUCACAUGUUUCUACCAGCCAAUCGGAAGUCACUACGAUGAGUGAAGUUUCAACGAACGCAGAAUCCAAGGACGCUAUAGUACCAAGUCAUAAUGACGUCACAAAUGAAACACAAGAAGAUCCAGAAUCGCGGUUGGGGGGAGAGGAAAGCAGGUUACUGACGUCACUAAUGAAUGACGUCAGUGGUGGUAACCAUGACGACGGAAAUAAUCCAGAAUCGAAUGAAUCGAAAACAUCUUCGGCGUCGAAUGAGGAAGUUCGACUUCUCAACUAUCAGAUACGACAAGUAGAGGAAAUGGUUGGCAUACGAAGUAAUUCAACCGGAAACGACUCCUACGUCAUCAGCGGCGAUACUAGUGUGACGUCACAAUUCACGAAGCUAGCUGCAGUGUUCGGUCGACUCGCGCAAAGGGUUGUGACGUCACAGAAGAAAGUUCGAACGUCGAAGGCAUUCUGUAAUGCACUGAUGGUGGAUAACGAUAAAACCAAAGCGAGACUAAAGGAACUUGAAGAAAAGACAGCAAAACUGGAAAAAGAAAAUGCACAGCUUAAGAGCGCCGCUAGACGGUCACCUGUUCAAGCAGUCGACUCACCACAAUCGGCAGGAGAGAGCUCGUAUGAAAUGGAUCGAAAUUUAAAGGCGAAACUUCAGGCAAGAAUACUGAAGCUGGAAGCUCAAAGAACUGAGAUUCUAAGAGUUAACAAGCAAUGGGAUUCACAAUACAGACGAUUGAAGCAAGAGCAUGACAAAUCUAUCUCUGACGUCAGUAAUGACGUCACCAGAACGCAACAAAAAGAGACAAAGAGAAGGAAAGACAUGGAGCUGUUGUUGUCGGCGGCGAAAAGGGAGAUUCAGAAUGCAACACAAGAAAAAUCGGUUCUAACUCGACGGUGCGCCACCACGCAUGCGCAGAGCGUUGCGCUCAAACUAGAGGUUACGAAGUUAAAGGAAAAUAAUCGGAAGUUGGAAACCGACAACAGUUGUUUGGAAGCUGAGAACGCGAGGUUGGGGCAAGCGUUGGAGGCCGCUUAUAGCAUCCGACAACGAAUGUCCGAAUCUAUUCCACCUGACGCUCUACCGACAUCUAGCGGGAUGAUAAACAACAAUAACAACUUCGCUCUUCCAACAAGUGACCCAACCUCCCCUGGGUUCAACAGCAACGAACAUCCGCCAAUAAAUAGCAAUAAUUCUGAAGGGAGGGAAGACAUCACGUUGGAAGAGCUAAAAACCAGGGUGGAGGUGUUACAACAGCAGGUCAAAAUAUACCGAGAAGACUUUGAAACGGAGCGUCGUGACCGUGAGAAGAGCCAGGGAGAGAAGCAAUCCUUGGACGAACUCCUAACCCAGGCACGCCACCAGCUGCACGCACUAACGCAACAAGUAAGAACAAACGAACAAGAUUUUAAACAAGAGAGAAGAGAAAAGGAAAGACUUCAACGACAAUUACAAUGGCAGACCGUAUCACGUGACCAAAACCGUUACCUUGGCGAACCAAUCGCAACUACCACUAGAGGCGCCAACGACCCUCCGGCUUAUUUCCAUAGAGACAAUGAUUACGUCGCAAACAACACGCGUGGAUCGCGUCGACGUCAGAGGGGAACUCCCCCACAGUACCCAGGUCCCAGUGACAUCACGGGGGAAAACCUGCUGUCUUACCCCCCCUCCGACCCCCACUACUAACCCCACAUACGUGGGUCCCUGUGGUAGGGUCCUGUAUGACGCGGAGGGGUGAUGACGUAAGCGUGACGUCAUUUGAUCAAGGAUGAAGAGCCAUAUAAGGAGGAGGCGAAAAAGAUAAAUCAUUCGACAGCUGUCAAUCAAGAUGAUUGACAGAAGACAAUAGUUGCAUUAGAUUCAUCAACAUAGAUAUCGCAUAAAGUUCACGAAUCGAUGUACACGCGUCACUUCUGUUUCGUAACAAAACACGUGACGUCACAAUUAACUAUAAAUUCUUUCAAUCUUUAAUAUCACCUCAAUUAUUUAUCAUAUAGUUAUUAUUGUUUAAUAACAAUAUCCACCAUUGUGCAUAGCGCUUUCGGGCGAUAACUGUUUAUGACGUCACUGUCGCUACAUUUUUCUAUAUUCUGACGUCACAGUAAGCUUUGUUAUUCAUAGUUGCAGUAUAUAUAUAUGUACAGCAAGCUAAUACAAAUAUAUUGAACGCCAAUAAACUGAAGCAAUUGUA
Molecule: messenger RNA, 2778 nt
Organism: Ciona intestinalis (vase tunicate)
Lineage: Eukaryota; Metazoa; Chordata; Ascidiacea; Phlebobranchia; Cionidae
Source: RefSeq, a predicted model, not a curated record